Messenger RNA from Pichia membranifaciens NRRL Y-2026, 855 nucleotides. RefSeq lists its product as hypothetical. Gene Ontology annotation, biological process: tRNA methylation. The annotation marks the transcript as partial. The record is from RefSeq and is a predicted model, not a curated record. The transcript has a single exon. Gene Ontology annotation, cellular component: cytoplasm. Gene Ontology annotation, molecular function: tRNA methyltransferase activity. NCBI's taxonomy places the organism in Eukaryota, Fungi, Ascomycota, Pichiomycetes, Pichiales, Pichiaceae.
UUAAUGGACGGUUUUGAUCAAAAAAAAGAACACCUAUUAAAGGAAAUAGUCUUUAACUCAGAAAGCAACCCCGAUGCUUCUCCCAAGGGAACGAUUGACGCUCUUUGUCUGCCACUUAUCUUUCUGAUAAAUUCACACAAGAAUAUGGUAACGACAUCAUCUUGUUCAGGUCGUGUGUCCGUUUUCGUUGAAGGCUCCAAAGAGUUAGGCAUUGAACAGAAAAAUGCUGAAGGAGAAAAGAUAAUAAAAAUAGGUGCCAAAGGUGAUGGCGGUCGUUGGCUGUUUGUUUCUCACGAGAAAGGUGAUAUACAGGGAUGGUGGACUCAUAAGGAUGUUGCAUUGAAGUUCGAAGCACCACCCAAAAACGGAGACUAUAGUGUAGAAACAAGGUAUGUGCUUUUCAAAUAUGAACCUCUUAUUCUGCAUGUCCAGUGCCGUGAUUUCAAGGCUGCAUCACGGCUCUAUAGUGUUGCAAUGGGAUGUGGGUUUAGAGAAUCCGGAAUUGGAGCAAAUAACAAUGUUGCAAUCAGGAUAUCACUCAGAUUAGAUGUCCCGAUAGGUUAUAUUAAUGAAAACGGUAAUAUAACGAGUGCUGUUGAAGAAUCAUAUUUACAGAUGAUAACGAAACUUGCUUAUGAUAGAUUUCUUGUGAACGAAGAAAAAAUGAAAAAGUUAUACGACAGAAUUGAACAAGAUAUCAUCAAACAAGCUGAGAGCGGGGAAGAAAAAGUUGAAACAAAGGAAGAAAGAAAGCAAAGGAAGAUGCUGGAAGGUCUCAGUAGAAGGGAUGAGGUUCGAAAAUUGAAGGAGGAGAAGAAAAGGCUGAAACAACUUGAAGCUGAAAACGCAAAAUGA